Messenger RNA from Callorhinus ursinus (northern fur seal), 3355 nucleotides. Lineage: Eukaryota; Metazoa; Chordata; Mammalia; Carnivora; Otariidae. The record is from RefSeq and is a predicted model, not a curated record.
GAGGCCCCAGCAGGUGCGCCCAGCAGCAGCCCGCAAGUCGCAGGGACCCCUCGCCUCACCUCCGCCGGGUGCGCUCUCCUCGGUUCGCGAACCCCGCGCCGCGCGCCGCCGCUGACAUGUGUGCCGCCCCGAUGCCGUCCCUGGCGCACAUCUUCCGAGGGACAUUCAUCCACUCCACCUGGACUUGCCCCAUGGAGGUGCUGCGGGAUCACCUCCUCGGCGUGAGCGACAGCGGCAAAAUAGUGUUUUUAGAAGAAGCAUCCCAACAAGAAAAGCUGGCCAAAGAAUGGUGCUUCAAGCCGUGUGAAAUAAGAGAACUAAGCAACCAUGAGUUCUUCAUGCCUGGGCUGGUUGAUACACACAUCCACGCCCCUCAGUAUUCUUUUGCUGGGAGUAAUGUGGACCUGCCGCUUUUGGACUGGCUGACCAUGUACACAUUUCCUACAGAACUCAAAUUCCAGAACAUCGACUUCGCUGAAGAAGUAUAUACCAGAGUUGUCAGGAGAACACUAAAGAAUGGAACAACAACAGCUUGUUACUUUGGAACAAUUCACACUGACUCAUCUCUGCUCCUUGCAGAAAUUACAGAUAAAUUUGGGCAGCGUGCAUUUGUGGGCAAAGUCUGCAUGGAUAUGAAUACCACUGUUCCAGAAUACAAGGAAACCACUGAGGAAUCAGUCAAGGAAACAGAGAGAUUUGUGUCAAGAAUGCUCCAAAAGAACUAUUCUAGAGUUAAGCCCAUAGUGACACCACGGUUUUCCCUUUCCUGCUCUGACACUUUGUUGGGUAAACUGGGAAACAUGGCGAAGACCCAUAAUUUGCAUAUUCAGAGCCAUAUAAGUGAAACUGUCAAUGAAGUUGAAGCUGUGAAGAACCUAUUUCCCGAUUAUAAAAACUACACAGAUGUGUAUGAUAGAAACAAUCUUCUGACAAAUAAGACAGUGAUGGCGCAUGGGUGCUACCUUUCCACAGAAGAGCUGCAGGUGUUCAAGGAGCGAGGAGCAGCGAUCUCGCAUUGCCCCAAUUCUAACUUAUCGCUCAGCAGCGGCUUUCUCAAUGUGCUAGAAGUCCUGAAACAUGAAGUGAAAAUAGGGCUGGGUACAGAUGUGGCUGGUGGUUAUUCAGCUUCCAUGCUUGAUGCAAUCAGAAGAGCGGUGAUGGUUUCCAAUAUCCUUUUAAUUAAUAAGAUCAACGAGAAAAGCCUCACUCUCAAAGAGGUCUUCAGACUAGCUACUCUUGGAGGCAGCCAAGCCCUGGGGCUGGAUAAAGAGAUUGGAAACUUUGAAGUGGGCAAGGAAUUCGAUGCCCUCCUGAUCAACCCCAAAGCAUCUGACUCUCCCAUUGACUUGUUUUCUGGGGAUUUGGUUGGUGAUACGUCUGAAGCUGUCAUCCAGAAGUUCCUCUACCUAGGAGAUGACCGAAAUAUUGAGGAGGUUUAUGUGGGUGGAAAGCAGGUGGUCCCCUUUUCAAGCUCAGUGUAAGACCUUCGGCCUCUACGAGUUCUCCUGGGAUCACGUGGUUCUGCGUCUCCCUUGUGCCCAGGCCAAGUUAGAAAGUCCAAAAAUAGUAUGUUGUUCUUGGGAUGACUAUCUCUUUCUGUGUCUAGUUACAGUAUUCACUUGACAAAUCGUUUGAAGGAAGUCACGCUAAUUCCCAACUCUCUGGUUGGGAGGAUUCAAAAUUUCUCCCUUUUGAGCUGUUUGGAUUUACUUUAAGCUCAAACAUAAGGGAAUGUUAUUCCUGGUGGUGUUCUUAUUAUGAGAUUUAAGUCAAAUCGAUUUCAUACUUGGAAAUGUGGAGAGAAAAGAUAUUCCUGUACAGCUAGAUAUUUUGAGCUAAUAAAUGUGAAAUUCAGAAAAUGGAAGAUGAACCAGUGAAUAUAUUUUUAUGAGGGAGAAAAAGUUAGACUAUGAACACACAUUGGAAAAUCACUUCAGAUUAUCUUUGAAAAUUAUGUACUGAGCAUAUUAAUUUCAGAAGAGAACUUGUUGAAUUUCAAAAUGUGUUUCUAGAUUGACCUUGUGUUCUGGAAAUUUGCACUUAAUGGAAUUUGCAUUUCAGAGACAUGUUGUUGUUGUGCUUUGCUUUCUUUGGGGAUGAAAUGUCAGAAAUUGAAUGCUACAUGCUUUCUUAAUAUAGUUCUGUGCUUCAAAGUGUUUGACAGAGGUUGGGUGUUAAAGAUUUAAAGUCUCUUAGGAAUAUUAUUCACAUAACUACAUGGCACAAAUCGUGGUAUUUUUGUGUAUUUCAGAAUCACCUUAAUGUAUAACUGUGUGAUUUAUUAUUGCUUCAGUGUUAUUAGAAAGGAAACAAAUUCCAUACUCCACCGUUGUGUAGACUGGAGUCUUCAUAAACUGGGGCACGUGCUGGGCAGCCAGGAGCUAUCAAUACUAAAAGGAAGGGUUUCACGGCAAUGUUGUAGUCUCCCCAAGAGGUAUGCUGUGGUUGCUGAAAAUUUCAUCCUCAGAUCUCAAUCUGGUAGAACUUUAAAAUGAAAGACAAACUCAGUUAAAAACAUUAUUAAAAAUCUUUAAACCCUGCUUACUGAAAGCACUCCACUUUUCAAUUUUAUCCUAUUGUCUAUUUAAUUCCUAAUAAUUUUCAGGACAUUAGAAUUUUAGGAUAGUGAAAACUAUGUACAUGUCCCACUUAAUGUUUAUAUUAAUAGGACUUAAUCUGCACUAGACAUCUAGGAACAUUACACAAAGCAAAGAGUAUUUUUAUGCUUCCUAGUACAGUGUGCUUUCCCAUAACCUACAAUUAAAAGCAAAUUGAUUUUUUGAUAAACUCUGAAGAAGUAUUAAUGUGAAUGUCGUUUAAAUACUACAGUUUUCUCAUUUAAUUUCAAAUACUAUAAACCAACGUGGAAAAGGAAUAGAUUUUCUUAAUAUAUCAUAAUACUCACACCUAGGGCUUAAGUGUGACUCCUUAUAAUUUACCUUAGAGUAGAGAACUUUCUGUAAUAUAAUACAGCUAACUCCGUACUUACAGAGCUAAGAACAAAAUUCCCCCUUUUGUACUAUAAAUUUAUCCUCAAUUAGUUAUGCUAAGUCAGCAGUCACUUGCCCACAUUUUGUUUUCUGUUUUUCCUGGUGGAAACACUUUUAGAUUUGAUUGUGUGCACACAACACCUAAUGAUAGAACACAAUUUUGGUCUUAUUUUCAUUUUUUUAAGAAUUUUUCUUAUUUGAAUAUAGUUGACACAUAAUUUGAUCUUAUUUAAAACACACAGUUUGUGUUGUGGGAUAUUAAGUAACUCAGUAAAUUCAGCUUCCAGGGGCCAAAGGAACAUGGUUACCUGGCAUCUAACCCAUAGGAGUGGGCUUAAGAAUUUGGAUAAGAUGUGAGAUCAUCC